This is a messenger RNA of Fomitopsis serialis, 774 nucleotides long. RefSeq lists its product as uncharacterized. NCBI's taxonomy places the organism in Eukaryota, Fungi, Basidiomycota, Agaricomycetes, Polyporales, Fomitopsidaceae. The record is from RefSeq and is a predicted model, not a curated record. The annotation marks the transcript as partial. The transcript has 3 exons.
CCUCAGGCGCCUCAGUGUCAUUGGUAUAUCAUUUCCAAGCGCUUCGAACUAUUCUUAAGGACAUCUGCUGACUGACCCUUCCGUCUAGCCACCUCGUAACUCAACGCCACAGGUAUGUACUCUCCGUCUGCCUCGCAUGCGCUACGCGGCUCCAGCAAAUACCACGUCUUUCGCUCCAUCACGAUUGACGGGCUGGAGGUCCUCAAUCGCUUCUGCCAGCUCGUGUGCACCUCACCCGACAUCGCCUCACUUGUACAGGAACUAUACUUCAACACAUACCGCCACUUCAUGAGACAAGAAACGUUCAUCUGGAUUCACCACACCGCCGCGUUCCCUGUGAAUAGGCUCACACGCCUCAAGACGGUCGGCUUCUCCUAUGUCCGGUUUGGCCACCUCGCCGAAUACCCAGUCAUGCCCGCGUUCUACCAAAAUUUAACGCGCUACCGGGGUGUCCGAGAGCUUCGGAUCUCCUCCUGCGACUUCGAGCAUAUGGACGCCCUCGAGGACUUCAUUUGGAGAUUUGCUCCGCAGAGCGAACAGACCCACACACGGGCACCAGCGCCGCCGUUCGCGCUCACUCUCGACUGUGUCACCUGGGGGAUCCCAGAACGUAUUACUCCCUCCCGCGCGGAUCUCUGUCUGACUUCCCUCACCAUCGACAACUAUUCGAUGCCCGACCUCAUUACUAUGUGGCUUCUUCGCACACCGAGCCCCAUGUACUGCGGCCGAUGGGAGCUGGACCGCGUGGGCACAUUUCUCCGCAGUCUGGGGAAC